Molecule: messenger RNA, 2277 nt
Organism: Drosophila biarmipes
Lineage: Eukaryota; Metazoa; Arthropoda; Insecta; Diptera; Drosophilidae
Gene: adp
Product: WD and tetratricopeptide repeats protein 1
Exons: 3
Coding region: 169-2061 (630 amino acids)
Biological process (GO): negative regulation of fatty acid biosynthetic process
Cellular component (GO): Cul4-RING E3 ubiquitin ligase complex; cytoplasm
Molecular function (GO): protein binding
Source: RefSeq, a predicted model, not a curated record
AGCUUAGCCUUUCUACUUUCCGACCAGGCACCUUCGAAAAUUAUCAAUUUUUUCCAAUUUAAAAUUUUCUAGUCCUAACCCGUUAUACGCCCACGUAGUCGUUACGAAAAUCCCGCGGGUCUGGCAACGCCACGCACAGGUGUCAACAACAGCAAGCACUGGGAGAUAAUGUCGAGCGAUGAACUGUGUCGCGUAAAGUACUCUAGUUCGCGCUAUCAGCGCCACAGCACGCCCUUGAACGUGAGUUCGUUGCAUUGGCAGCGCCAGCAGUAUGGCCAGGAUCUCGACGAGCUGCUCCGCCGACGGCUGGUGGCUUCCCCCGCCUAUGUGGACCGCUUGGAGCAGGAGGCCCUGCUCACCGGCCACGAGGGCUGCGUCAACUGCCUCGAGUGGACCACCGACGGACUGUGGCUGGCCUCCGGGUCCGACGACUACCGCGUGAUGAUCUGGGAUCCGUUCCGAAAGAAACGGGUCCAUGUCAUCAAGACCAAGCACCUGGGCAACAUGUUCUCGGUGAAGUUCCUGCCGAAGACCAACAACAGCAUUGUGGCUACGUGUGCAGCCGAUAAGUUCAUCUACGUCUACGACAUCAAUCACUCGAACGAAACGCUCUUCGCCUGCAAUUGCCACUUGAUGCGGGUGAAGCGUCUGGCAACCGCCCAGGAUUCGCCACACAUCUUUUGGUCAGCGGGUGAGGAUGGAAACAUCCUGCAGCUGGACAUGCGGGAGUCUCAUCGCUGCCGCCCGGAGGAGGGCAGUGGCGUCAAGCUGUUGAGCCUGUGCAACCAGGAGAGGUACGAGGCGGAGGCCAAGUGCCUGGCCAUCAAUCCCAGGAGGACGGAGUACCUGGCCGUGGGCGCCAACGAUCCCUUUGCCCGACUGUUCGAUCGCCGCAAGCUGCCCGCCAGCAAUGGCAAUAGUCUCUCCGCCUGCGUGGCUUACUAUGCACCUGGGCAGAUUGUGAAGAACAUCAGCCGGAACAUCGUCCACGAGUCGCGAGCCAUCACAUAUCUUACUUUCAAUGGCAAUGGAACGGAGCUGCUGGUCAACAUGGGCUGCGAGCACGUCUAUCGCUUUGAUCUGAACCAUGCUGAGCCCCCGGUCUUCUACGAGCUGCCCACCCUCACGUCGCCGGUCGCCCAGGAGGAGGAGGAGCUGGUGAAGGCGCCGCGCAAGAGUCGGUCGCUGCCUUCCAGCAUAGAAGUGCAUAAAAAGGAGGGCAACGAGUUCCUCGAGAACGGCAAACUUGUUGACGCCAUCGAUGCGUAUUCAGCGGCUUUGGCCAAGUACCCGCAGGGAGAGGUCCUGUAUCUAAACAGAGCCACAGCUCUGAUGCGACGCGGAUGGUUCGGAGACAUAUACGCGGCUCUCAGGGAUUGCCACGAGGCGCUGCGGCUGGAUCCCAGCUAUGUUAAGGCUCACUUUCGACUGGCCAGGGCUCUGCUGGAGCUGCACCGUCCCCAGGAUGCGGAUAGAUGCUUGCAGGCGCUCAUCCAGCGGUUUCCGGACUUCGCCAACAAUCACGGCGUGCUGCUGCUGAACAAGGACAUCAAGGAGAACCGCCGGCAGUCGCAGAACACCGAGCCACCCGAGCCGGAGCCCGUGGCCAUGGAGGAUGGCUUUCGCUAUCUACGACUGAGCGACGCCGAGUAUGAUCUCCGUUCCACGGCCCGGGACUAUAUGCAGCGAUAUGUGGGCCACUGCAACAUCACGACGGACAUUAAGGAGGCCAACUAUCUGGGCAGCCAGGGCGAGUUCAUAGCCGCCGGCUCGGAUGAUGGCAAUCUGUACAUCUGGGAGGGGGAUACGGGCAAGAUCCGAUCCGUUUAUCGGGCGGACAGUGCCAUUGUCAAUUGCGUGCAGCCGCAUCCCAACAUCUGUAUGCUGGCCACCAGCGGCAUUGACCACGACAUCAAGAUCUGGUCGCCGUGCUCGGCCAGCGCCGAGGAGCGACCCAAUCUGGUGGCCGAUGUGACGAGAUUCGUGGAGGACAACCAGCAGAAGAUGCGCACCGAUCCGUUCGAACUGCACACGCGCAACGCGUACUGUUUUAAUAACUGAGAACCUGUAGCUUAAUGCGAAACAAGACCUAAAUCUGCUCUGCACUGGGCAGCGAGCGAGAUUCAAUCCCGGCAAUAUAUCAAAUACUAGUGUAAUUUAAGCUAAGCGAACAUAUUUUUGUUAAUUUGUAAACGAACUAUUGUAUACAGAGUGUAAUGCUAAUGGAGAUGAGUAUGUUAUGGAGGACUAUAAAAAUAAAUACGAAGAAAUUGCAAA